CCCGCAUCGUCUUUCAAAAAGGAACACUGCCGUCCGUCCAUUCCACCCGUCUGCCCCUUCUCCCCUCCCUACACCCAUCCUCACGGUCAGUCACACACACCUAUCCCGAGCACCUCUCCGGACCAUCAAUCUGUUGCCCGUGCCCACCCGAGCCCCCCAGUCAGACCCGCCUCCCGCGACAAACUCACUCGCCAUGUCGCCCACUCACCGCGACGCCUCGGGGCGCCUGAUCUCUAUCCUACAGGACUCCAAUGAGCUGGAUUAUGAGCCGCACACCUCCCAGAAGACGGCAGCUCACUCGCAAGCACCGGCGUUCGGCUCCUUGGUGAUGCCUCACAGCAUGCGCUCUCACGGCUCAUACGCCCCGGCUGCACCCCACAGGGAAACCGUGCAUUCAAACCCCAGCACACCAGACCUGAUGCGGUCCGACUCGUACGACUCUCAGACCAGCAAUGAUCCCGCGAGCCCCAUCACCCCCAACAGCACUUAUCAAGAGCAGCUCUCCCCCAGGAGCUGGGCGCAAAACAGCACGGGCUUGCCUGCCCCGGAGUCCUUUCACUCGGCCUCAAAAGCUCACUCUGCUUCACGCCCCGCUUACCGUGGAGAAGCCCGCCCGAUCCUCCCUCCGAUCUCGUCCUUUGCCAGUCUGCCCAGCCCGCGGACAGCAACGAGCCCGGGUUCGGCAUACCCAUACGACUCCAUGCAUCGCCACCACUCGUCCUCCGGUCUCGAGGAUCACCACUUUCGUCGCGGCUACGACGCGCGCGAGGACUACCCGGCGUCCGUGCUAGAUGGCCCAGCUGAACCCUCCAUCCAGAGGGCUGCGGAGCAGCAGCAGCACACUGAUUUCAAGCACCAAGCGCCAUCCCCGUUGUCGCUGGAGCAGGACCACGCCAUGGACCUUGACGAGGAAGAUGAGUCGGUCGAGAGCGCUUCUCCGGGCAAGAGGGCUUCCAAGGGCAAGACCUGCACCUCGCCUAAGCGUUAUCCUUGCAAGUUCAGGGAGACUUAUAGUUGCUACAAGACCUUCACCACUUCGGGCCAUGCGUCACGGCACGCCAAGAUUCACACUGCAGAGAAGACGGUUCCAUGCUCCUGGCCAGGCUGCAACAGGAGGUUCACCCGAUCCGACAACAUGAAGCAGCACCUCGAGACCCACAAGAAGGACAAGCCGAGGGCCUCGACCCGGCAGACCCGCCGCCCGUCCCUCGCCGCGAUCCGACGCCAGUCUUCUUCCAGCAGGAGCAGCGUCAGCCGAUUCUCGCUUCCCCGCGACACACCGCCUCUAUUGUCGCCGAGCAUUGGCUCCACCAUGAUGUCCCCGACCUUAUCCGCUGAGCGCUGGGUCAGGCCUGUAGCCUCGAGAACUCCCAGCAGUGGCCUCGACGCCCUCGCCAUGGUCGCCGCGGAUGAGAGCCGCGCCGAGCAGGAGGCUUCAUACUACCAGCAGUACCAGCAACAGCGACCUCGACAGCAAUAGGAACCCCAUAUCCGGCCUGCCUGUUCCGGACCUGCCGGCAGAGACAUGGGCUGCGACUAUUUUUUUUUUUUUGAACUGUACAUUUGAAUUUCUCGGGAUCCAUUUCAUCUCUUCUCCCUCACCUCGGACGGCCAGAUUGGGGACACGGAUAUAUACCCAACACGAACUCUUUUCUUUUUUCUCUGCGAUCGGCACGGCGCAACAAAGGAUACGGACAUAGACGGCUGCACGAAUACGCAUAGCAACCCGGCGUUCGAAACUUGAUUUUUACGUUAGCUUUUUGAUUUGUUUUAUCCUUCUACUACAACGAGGGCGAACGAUCUUGGAGCCCAUGAGGCGACGAAUGGUCCAAAAACAAAAGUGGUCGCAGCUGGAUGGCCCCGACAGGCGGUCUGGGCUCUGUGGUGGAGGUCUUUCCCACCUAGCGUGGACGGGACUCCAACAUGGCUCUCUCUUUUGUGUACAUAUACGACGGACAGACCAGCGGUCCAGAUGGUCGACGGUUGAUGGUAUUUAUACAUACGGAAAUCAAUGAUACCACGGGAGGGGACUCUGAAUGUUUUUGCAAGAAGCCGCACGCACACGACAGCGCGGCAUAAUGCGGCUGCGCGCAUAUCAGUGGGCGCAGGGGAUGGCAAGCGAGAGGGAGAAUUUGGCAGUUGAAAAUUGGGGGAGGGGGGUGGAAGCGAUCGAGCGUUGCUUGUAUAAGUUGCGCGACGCUUGGAAACAAAGCGCGAGCCUUUGUCACUUUACUCACUGAGCUUGGCCGAGCAACGAAAUACAAUCAAUUUUGAUCAAA
Diaporthe batatas is the source of this 2279-nucleotide messenger RNA. RefSeq lists its product as uncharacterized. NCBI's taxonomy places the organism in Eukaryota, Fungi, Ascomycota, Sordariomycetes, Diaporthales, Diaporthaceae. The transcript has 2 exons. The record is from RefSeq and is a predicted model, not a curated record. Gene Ontology annotation, biological process: regulation of transcription by RNA polymerase II. Gene Ontology annotation, molecular function: DNA-binding transcription factor activity, RNA polymerase II-specific; RNA polymerase II cis-regulatory region sequence-specific DNA binding. The coding region runs from base 194 to 1480 and encodes 428 amino acids.